AGUGCGAGGAAUCAAUCCAUCCCCUCCGUCCGCCGGCGUGACGCGAUGCGAACAGCGGCAGCGCCAGAUCCGUUGCUCCUCCACACAAACGCCUCCGCCUCCGCCUCUUCUUCUUCCCUCUCUCAGUCUCAAUCUCAGCCGCCAGAGGACCACGCCGCCGACUCGUCGGACCGCGCCUCCCCCUCCCGUAACGCCUCCUCCAAGUACGACUUCGUCAAGGUCAAGGUCUGGCUCGGCGAGAAUGCCGAUCACUACUACGUCCUCUCCAGGUUCCUCCUCUGCAGGAUGCUCACCGUCACCAAGGUGAUACCCAAUCAUGUUGCCAUUAAGAUUGCCCUCGAACUCAAGAAACUGCUUGUCGACAACAGCCUACUUGAUGUUUCUCAGAGUGACUUAGAGGCUAACCUAUUCAAGCUGAUGGAGAAGCGGGGAUAUGGCGAGGAUUAUAUUAACCGGUACAAAAUGAUGACAAGAUUCCAUCAUCAAAGAGUACCACUAGUAGUUUUAGUGUGUGGAACUGCUUGUACAGGAAAAUCAACAAUCGCUACACAACUAGCUGGAAGGCUGAAUUUACCAAAUGUUUUGCAGACAGACAUGGUGUAUGAGUUGCUACGGACAUCAACAGAUGCCCCGCUUACUUCAGUGCCUGUGUGGGCUCGGGAUUUCGAUUCUCCUGAAGAGCUUAUCACAGAAUUCUGCAGAGAAUGCAGAGUUGUUCGCAAAGGUUUGGCUGGUGAUUUGAAGAAGGCCAUGAAAGAUGGGAAGCCAAUUAUCAUUGAGGGAAUACAUUUGGAUCCAAGUAUAUAUUUGAUGGACGAGGAAAAGAGGGAUGAUAAUUCCAAAAUGGAGAAAAGGGUAGCUGAAUCUGAAAAUUCAUCAGCAUCUGUAGAGAGCAAGACAGAAAGGCAACAUGAAAAUGAACUACACGAGAAGAAAAUGGAUGUUACAAAGGAAGACCCUUCUAAUAGUCAGGAGUGCAUGUCUGAGGAGGGCAGAAUAAGUGAAGGGCUAUCUUGUGCUAAAAGCCACGAAAUUAUCUCUUCUGAUUCUGCAUAUUCUACAGAGAAAAAUCUCAGAGCUGAAGGUGAAGGCCAUAAGGAUUUGGACCUACAGAAAAACAACGCCACUAAGAAGGACAAACCUGCCACUGAACCAAUAGUAGUCCCAAUUGUGUUGAGGAUGUCUGAUUUUGAUCACAAGGCAUUGUUAGAAGAAUGGAUAGCCACCAGGGCUUCCAGGGAUAAUUGCCUUCCUCAGGAUCAUCGGAAGCUCAUAAAAAACCUUAAGCUUAUUCAGGACUACCUAUGUUCUUUUGAGUCACAGGGAUUGACUGUUGUUGACAUUUCAGCAAACUCAUUCCCUCAAACACUAGACUGGCUUCAUAGCUAUCUUCUUCAAUGCAUCGAACGUGGUCUUUUGGCUGCAUGUUCAGAAAGUUCCAAGCAAGGUGGGAGCUAACGGAUACAGUUGUGCAAAGAUGAGAUGAUGCGUAUGGACCAUCUAGGCUUGCUUAACAUGGUGCUUGCAAAAUUGUGUUUUUGAGUUGAAAGUGCUUGUCCGCCGUAAUUAGAACAUAUAAUAAGUUACUUGUGGGUUGCGGCCCGCCAUAAUUAGAACAAACAUAUAAUAAGCCUUAAGCUGCUAGGGCCUCAGUAGGUUCGUUGGCAAUGUAAAUGUUACUCAUCAGUAGUUGUUCGAGACCCCCCAAAAAAGAAAAAAAAAUAAGACUGUAAUAUCAAAUGAUAACGGUGGUUCAGCCCGACGAUCGAAGGCGACAAAAAGUUUGCGAAUAAAGCAGAAACUCAGAUUGGCCUUGACCCAACAA
Molecule: messenger RNA, 1825 nt
Organism: Oryza brachyantha (malo sina)
Lineage: Eukaryota; Viridiplantae; Streptophyta; Magnoliopsida; Poales; Poaceae
Exons: 15
Coding region: 46-1458 (470 amino acids)
Source: RefSeq, a predicted model, not a curated record